Triplophysa dalaica is the source of this 3003-nucleotide messenger RNA. It is a transcript of the gene tmem181, whose product is annotated as transmembrane protein 181. Bases 141 to 1715 code for a protein of 524 amino acids. Gene Ontology annotation, molecular function: toxic substance binding. NCBI's taxonomy places the organism in Eukaryota, Metazoa, Chordata, Actinopteri, Cypriniformes, Nemacheilidae. The record is from RefSeq and is a predicted model, not a curated record. The transcript has 17 exons.
GGUCUGGUCCCUCGCCUUCUGCAUUGAGCAUCAGCUCUCUUCUGCUCCUCUCACCGCACAAUUAAAGAGCUUCGACUGCAUUUCCACUCGACAGAGACCCGCUGUUUGUAAAACAGCAAACGCCAUUUUCACGAGCAGACAUGGAGCGACCGGACAGUUUUGAGAACCCGUUACUCAACGAGAUGAAACAUUUCUGCAAGAGGAUACAAGAGGCCUGCAAUGAGCUGAAGGAAGAUCUCACACCUUACAAAAACGACCGAUUCUACAGGUUGGCUCCCAUGCGUCUCUACACGCUCUCUAAGAGGCACUUUGUUCUGGUUUUUGUGUUUUUCUUCUUCUGUUUCGGCAUCUCCGCCCUCAUCGGUGUGACGGGACCAAAGAUCAUCAGUGAGAAUUACUACAACGGGUUGAGCAUCACUGCUAAUGGGUCAAAGACCGGCCCUUUUCACAUCAAAUCUCAGCCGCUCUCCAACUACAACCAGCAGCUCUGGCUCACCUGCGUCAUUCAGAUUCACAAUAACGUUGGAGAUUUCCGGAGGGAUUUUGGGAUGAAUGUGGAGUUACAGGGUGUGAUGCAGGACGCCAGCGUGAUGCGCAUCAGUGACAACGUUCACAAGAAGAACCGAAGCCUUCACUGUAGUGCAAAUCAGCAGGUGUGCGAUGACAUCAUUGUGUUACAUCUGGGUUACCUGAACUACACACAAUACCACAUCAACAUCAGCUUCAGGAGUCUGGACGAUCUGAAGGACAACAUCAAAAAUGUCACAUUUGUGUUGAAGAUGUACAACGCCACGUUCUCCCAGGUGGAAAUCUGGUUCCGCUUUGUGUUUGUUGUGAUGACCUUCAUAGUGACUUGUAUGUUCGCUCAUUCUCUGAGGAAGUUCUCCAUGAGGGAUUGGGGCAUCGAGCAGAAGUGGAUGUCUAUUCUUCUUCCUCUCCUGCUCCUGUAUAACGAUCCCUUCUUUCCGCUGUCGUUCCUGAUGAACAGCUGGUUUCCCGGAACGCUGGACGCUUUCUUCCAGGCGUCGUUCUUGUGUGCGCUGCUUCUCUUCUGGCUGUGUGUGUAUCACGGCAUCAGGGUGCAGGGAGAGAGAAAGUUCUGGACGUUCUACCUGCCCAAGCUGGUAAUAGUGGGGUUGAUGUGGCUGUCGGCCGUCACGCUGGGAAUCUGGCAAACAGUGAAUGAGCUACAGGAUCCCACAUAUCAAUACAAAGUGGACAUCCAGAACUUCCAGGGCAUGAAGAUCUUCUUCCUGCUGGUGGUGGGCUUGUAUGUGCUGUAUCUGGUGUUUCUGGUGGUCCGUGCGUGCUCAGAACUGAAGAACAUGCCGUACACAGACCUGCGGUUGAAGUUUCUGACAGCGCUGACAUUGCUCGUGUUGAUCAUUAGUAUGGUGAUUCUGUACUUGAGGUUCGGCUCCAGGGCCUUGCAGGAUAACUUUGUUGCAGAACUCUCCACCCACUAUCAGAAUUCAGCUGAAUUUCUGUCCUUCUACGGCCUCCUGAACUUCUAUCUCUAUACGUUAGCGUUCGUCUAUUCACCCUCCAAAAACGCUCUGUAUGACUCCCAGCUGAAGGAUAAUCCAGCUUUCUCUAUGCUCAAUGACUCAGAUGAUGAGGUCAUUUACGGGAGCGAUUAUGAAGAAAUGCCUCUUCAAAACGGCCGUGCCAUCAAAGCAACAGCCAAAUAUCGCGAUGAGAGUGAUAGUGACUGAUCUGACUUCUGAUUGGAGGAGUAUUGAAACCGGUCUGACUCCUGAUUGGUCAGCUCUUGUCAUGUGUAUUUAGCAUCAAGUCUCUUUGGGGAUGUAUAUAGAGUCGCUGUUGAAAUGAUACGUGUCAUUAUUUACUGUUUGUAAAUAUAUAUAUAAAUGCUGAUCUAUUUUUAAAGAGAAAGUGUUUUUGGAAGUGACUCCAGUUAAAUGCGCUCCCGUCGCUCUGCUAAUGACGUUCUGUGUUUGGUUAUACAGUGGUGCACAUAUGUAUUGUACAGCUGAUGUAAAUACUGAAGAUCUGUCAUUGUUCAUUUGUAAAGCCACUGUUUGAUUGAUUGUACUGCAGAAACAUGCAGGUCAUACUUCACCAAACAAUGAAGUUAUGUGUUUUGCAUAGUCAAUUAGGUUUAGUUUUGGAAGUUCAUUUCUGCCUCAUUUCCAAUUGAAUGCAAACAAAUCUAAUCUAAAUGUAAGACUCUACAGUUGAACAUCACAAUUGAAAUACAUUGAUUAGUCUUUACAUUACAGCAAUGAGAAUGUCAGAAUCCCAAAGUCUUCAUUUUAGUCUUUAUUAUCUCCAUCCAAAAUAUGAAAUAAAUGUUGUUUUGAGGGUGAAGUUUGACCUGUACAUUCUGAAAUCUCAUCACACUUCAGAAACUCUGGCUCGUGUAGAGCUCAGAUCUCUUCAUGUGAUUUUAGUUUUUUCUUUUGUAUGAAAAGUAUGACAUCUUGUGUUCUGAUUCUAACAGUUUACAUUCCAAACUGACUCUUUUCUCACAUUCCUUCAGUAUAUUGUUUGUGUCAUGUGAUGUGUUGAGGUGAUAGAGUGUACAGUACAGUACAGUAGUACUAUCACUUAUUUCAACAGGUUUAUUCUGACAGUUCACGUUCAGAUUGAUCAGGCGGAACAAAUGCCUUGUGUUUCUUUUUUAUUGUCAUUGUCUGAACAUGAGGUCAUGAUACAGCACAGCUGCUUGUGAACUGUAGUUCACGUUUAAAGAGAACAAUGUUUGAUUCAUUUUACGCACAGUGACAUAUUUGUCUUCAAAUGAGCUGCUAGAUCCUAAUAAUACCACUUCAUUUUUACAGUGUCAUUUCUGUCGGUCAGAGUUACCCAUGAUUCCAGAUGUCCAGUUAUUUGUGCCUUUGUUUAUAACAUCAUUUCCAGACCUGGCUGAGCUCAGUUCAAAUGCACAAACACAAAAGGAGACAAGCUUUCUCUCAGCUGCACCAUUGUAAUGAGAAUGUUGUACAAAAUGUUCAUUAAAUCUUUAAGACUGGGUCUUCA